CUUAACGUGUCGUUCGUAUACGUAUGCUGCCAAGUUUUUCGCGAGUGUGCCGAUAACGAUGAUGAUUUGAUCGUGUGAUGAUUUGACCACAUAUUAUUUACAACAGUGCGAGUGUUUCUCAAUUUUUGUGCUGUGACGAUAUGAGCCAAGUUCAAGUACAAGUGCGGGCGGACAUUUCUGAUGGAUGCCACUGCGUCGAUUAAAAUGAAGCAAACACUGACGGGCCUAUCAUGAAACAUACGAGACGAGAGGCGGGGUGGCAGAGUUAUAGGAUAACCCGUGACAAAUCAUGGAACAGGUAGUUUUACUGAUAGGAGCCGUCCUUAUCGCGUCGGCUCUCUGCGCCGAAGAUGAGAGUAGACAUCUGUUUGCCCAUUGUAUGCUGCCGCUCGGAAUGGAAGAGGGAAAAAUUCCGGACGACGCCAUCAGCGCUUCCUCCAGCUACGAGAGCAAGUCCGUUGGGCCACAGAAUGCAAGGAUACGACAGGAGAAGAACGGCGGCGCGUGGUGUCCGAAGGCGCAGAUAAGCAGCGACAUCCGUGAGUACCUCGAGGUAGACUUAACGAAGGAUCAUCUAAUAACGUGGACGGAGACACAAGGCCGCUUUGGUAACGGCGAGGGCCAAGAGUACGCCGAGACCUUCUUCCUCGAGUACUGGCGUGACCUCAAGUGGCAUCCCUACAAGAAUCUUAGGGGCGACAGGGUAUUACGUGGUAACAGCAACACAUACCUGGUGGAAAAGCAAAAGCUCGACCUGCCGUUCGUGGCGAGCAGGGUGCGCUUUGUUCCUUACAGUCAGCAUCCACGCACCGUCUGCAUGAGGGUCGAGAUUUACGGCUGCGUGUGGCAGCAAAGGGUAGCAAGGUACACAAUUCCAAUGGGCGAGUCAUACGGACCAGGUGGUUGUAAUGUUGAAGAUUCAUCUUACGACGGUAAUGUGGCGAACGGUACGAUGUCCGGUGGAUUGGGUCAACUGACGGACAACAUAUUGGGCGACGCUACGGAAAUAUUCGCCUCGUCGAGUGGUAGCAGUUGGCUUGGUUGGAGUCACAGAAGACUCAUCGAACUCGUGUUCGAGUUCAAAGAAGUGCGAGAGUUCGACAACUGCAGCGUGCACGUGGCUAACGUGCCGAGACGCGAUGUGGAGGUGUUCUCGUCGAUACAAGCAUCGUUCUCGUACGACGGCAAGGAGUACGAGGCAACGGACAAAAUCGAGAUACCUAACGACUUCAAAUCGAACGCCGGCAUGGUCACGAUACCUCUCCAAUUAAAAACGGGACGCUUCGUUAAGCUGGAAAUCAAGCCGAGAGCCAAGUGGUUACUAAUAAGCGAGGUUGUUUUCGAGUCAGUUCCAGGCUUGCGAAAUCUUACGAAUGACUUGACACCCGAGCAAAUUCUCGUGCUCGAGCGCAAUGAGACUGACGUGCCUGAACAAAUCCUACCGAAAAGCGAAUUUAACGAGACAACCUAUCCGCCGAAUCCAAACUUGACGCCAGAUGCCUUUCCAAUUGGUAACUCGCAGACGUACAUCGGACUGGUAAGCGGAGCCCUGACAGUAAUCGCCCUGCUGCUAAGCUGCACGAUCUUCCUAAUGAAGCAACGUGGUCGUAACAAAGUGGCACUGCUGCAGAAGCACACGGCGCUACUGUGUGGCCCGAAUGCACCCGGUAUAACCAUCAACAUGAAAGACAUCAAGCUGGCAACGCCGAUGGUGAUGAACGGUUUGUCGCAGUCGCGACUGUCGAUCAAAAGUAAAAAUCUCGCAUCGGCACUCGUGGACGAUGGUCUUGGUACGCUCGGCGGUAGCGCCAGAAGUGACAACGGCAGCGAGUACGAGCAGUGCAGCGCUUACGAGAGGACUUACAAGUUGUUUUCCGAGGAGAAUUUGGCGUACGAACCGGCGCCGACGCACAAGAGCGAGAGAUUUUCUACUUGUAGUGGUGUAACGGACUUCAGCGAGCACAGCUAUCAGGAAGAGAAAUCCAGUGAAAGAAUAACGCCAACUUCAUUUUCGUCGGCAAAGCGUCACGGACUAACCACGUCCAAGUCCAACCACAAGGUUCACGAGGGUUACUAUGCCGCCACGGACAUUCUAACGAUCAAACGUCGAGAGCAGCACAGCACGUCGAGUCUAUUCACGCCGCUACAAAUUCAAGAAAGUGCCCAGUUGUCGAACACGUCAAGCAUCUACAAUAUCCAACAAAUAUCGAGGCACCGACUGAGGAUCCUCGAUAAGUUCGGCGAAGGCAGCUUCGGCCUGGUUUACUUGUGCGAAGCUAAAGGCAUUCAAAGUCCCGAGAUGGGUACCAUACGCAAUCGGCAGAUAGUUAUCGUCAGAUCGCUCUGGAGAGGCGUCACGGAUUCUCUCAAGAAGGACUUCAUGAAGGACAUGCACCUCUUGGCGGCGAUACGCGACGUGAACGUGGCGCGCAUAAUCGCGUUGGUCGAAGAGGAGCCGAUGGGAGCUGUAUUUGAAUACGGCGAGCUUGGUGACCUGCCAACCUUCAUGAAGAGCAGCGGGGAAAACGGGAACGGCGACUUCACUCUCAGUUACGGCUGUCUUCUUAAUUUCAUCACGCAGAUUGCCUCGGGCAUGAAGUACCUCGAGAAUCUGAAAAUUCCUCACUGCGACUUGGCUGCAAGGAAUUGCAUAGUGAAUAAGAAUCUGAUUAUCAAAGUGUCGGAUCACGCGCUCUACUGCAGCAAAUACGAUCACGAGUACUUCGUUAAUGGAUAUUACGCCAAAGUACCUCUCAGGUGGAUGGCUUGGGAAGCCGUUCUCAUGGGCAAGUGCAGCAACGCCUCCGACGUGUGGUCGUACGCGGUGACGGUGUGGGAGAUCUUCACCUCGUGCAGCGAGCAGCCGUUCGCCGAGCUCACUUCCGAGCAAGUACUGGAGAACUGUAGUCGCUGGUACCAGAGUAACAACAUCAACAUCAACGCCAGCAGCGGCAGCAGCACCAGCAACAUCAACAACAACCAGCCACCCCCGCGAAUUCUGACGCAACCGAGCCUUUGCCCGCGAGAACUUUACCGAAUGAUGAGCAAAUGUUGGAGCAGGCAUACCGAGGACAGACCGAACUUUGAGGAAAUUUAUCUGUUUCUCAAGAGGCUUACCUUCGACUGAAGUGCUUCGACCAUUGCGUGUGCGUGAUUCUACGUAACGUUCGUUGUAUCAAAUGCAUAUCGUCUUUCCUCGACUCAUAUCAAUGCAUACAUAUUUGUCGUUUGAUGCCGUUUUUUUCACAUUGUACGAAUGGACCAAAUCGAUCUUACAAUUGUCGCUAGAUCAGCUUGAUUCCUGUUUUUUCGAGGGAUCUAGUUGCGACUCAUCAAUCAAUGAGUGAUGGAUAAGGUAUUCGCUGCAAGCGCGUGAGAAUGACCAUUUUAUUUCGCAAGUCGCGCGCUGCCAAGCUCAUUUUUCUCGUGCUCAAUUUUGCGGAAAGCAGACGCUCGUUCGAGAAACGGUUUGCUCGAAUAGUCGUGCAUUAAACAUUAUUCAUCGAUGAAAGAAUGCAUUUUACGCCCUUGUAAAAAGUUCAACGUGCUACCAGAUAUCCAGAAACAUUAAAUUACUCCGUAUCUGUAAAAAAAAAGAAGCAAGUAUCGAGCAUUUUUGUUAUUGCAUAUAACAAACAUGUAUAAAACAACAAUUGUGUCUUUCUAACGAUAUUGCACUGAUGUAAGCGCCAUUAGUGUAUUUUCUAGUACUUAAAGCUUCCCAAUUGCGCAUAUUGUAUAAGAUGACUCGGUCCGAGUAAUCGCAAAAUUACAAAACAAGAUCGUAGUAGUUCCUGUAGUCGAAAGAAACUAAAUUUUAUACGCAUAAUUUUACGAUUAUUCAGAGCUAGUCGAUGAUGAAUUGAUUGAUUUGAUUUACAAGCGUAAGGAAUGUCGUACACAAAAGUUUAUAUACAUAUAUAAGAUUGUAAACGCUAAGUAUAUAAGCUAAUAAUUAAUGGACAAUGUCAAUAAUAUUUAUUCGCAUUUGUGAGAAUGUAAACGUCCUUCUCGAAUUUCACCGAUUAGUUUUUUUUUUGUAAAUCGAGGAGACUUAUCCAUUGAUCUUCUCAAUUAAUAACAGAAAGAAACUUUUUCCACUGAUUGCUGGACGACUUUGUGAUUGCGACGAAUUGAUUUGGAAUGAUGUAGCGAGAAUAUUGUUCACUUUCACUUUCGUAGCUGUAAGAUUAGCUAAUUAUCGCAUUUUUAUAAGAUGUAAUUAAAGGAUCGUUCGGUGCUCUAUGCCAUUGUCUAUAAAAAUUGCUCGCCGAAAAUGAGAGUAUUUCACUUCGACUUGUGUGCGAAUUGACAUUUCUAUAUUAGCGCUGUGAGUUCAAUGAGAAAUUGCUAACUGAUAUGAAAUAGUUACAUUAAAAGGAAUGUUAU
Phymastichus coffea is the source of this 4389-nucleotide messenger RNA. RefSeq names its product discoidin domain-containing receptor 2-like. The record is from RefSeq and is a predicted model, not a curated record. The coding region runs from base 290 to 3127 and encodes 945 amino acids. Lineage: Eukaryota; Metazoa; Arthropoda; Insecta; Hymenoptera; Eulophidae. The transcript has 15 exons. Gene Ontology annotation, biological process: multicellular organism development; cell surface receptor protein tyrosine kinase signaling pathway; protein phosphorylation. Gene Ontology annotation, molecular function: collagen binding; protein tyrosine kinase collagen receptor activity; ATP binding. Gene Ontology annotation, cellular component: signaling receptor complex.